Guillardia theta CCMP2712 is the source of this 1254-nucleotide messenger RNA. RefSeq lists its product as hypothetical. The transcript has 7 exons. The annotation marks the transcript as partial. Lineage: Eukaryota; Cryptophyceae; Pyrenomonadales; Geminigeraceae. Gene Ontology annotation, cellular component: cAMP-dependent protein kinase complex. Gene Ontology annotation, molecular function: cAMP-dependent protein kinase regulator activity. Gene Ontology annotation, biological process: regulation of protein phosphorylation. The record is from RefSeq and is a predicted model, not a curated record.
GCCGAGCCGCGCAUGAUGAGGAAGUGCUCAUAGGCGAUUGGAGAUCUGACGAGCCUGACGAUGUUGGGGUUCAAUCUGUUUGGGCGCAUUUCAAAGUUUUUGUUCGAUUCAAGGGCAUCGGGAGGUGUGAGCAGCCAUCUUCCUGAAUUCAACGAGCAUGAAAAGGAUCUCGUCAAGCUGCUCCACAAUCUUGAGCGAUCAAGGUCUCACCUGCAACGGCUUGAAAGUUCCGGGUCGAAGGGGGAUAUGGUGAUCACAGCGCAAGCAGAUGUGAUUUCUCUGCAGCAAGAAGUUAUCGCCGCGUUGCAGCAUGUGAACGGAUCUUCGCACGGGCAUGAGAAGGAAGAGCCUGUUCAGCCCACGAAUGUGUCGGCUCAUCCCAGAAGACGCAGAGGCGCUGUCAGUUCUGAAAGCAUGGGGCCAGUUCUGGUUUCGGCAUCAAUAUCUAAAGUUGUCAUCCCGAAGGUGGAGCAGGAGAAGCAGAAGCUAGCUUCUGUUCUCAAAGAGAUGGUGAUCUUCAGUGACGUGCACGAUGAAGACAUCCAUGCUCUGGUAGAUGCGUUCGCGCCGGAAUGGUGUGCGGCAGAGACCGUGAUCAUGCGCAAGGGAGACAUGGGCGACAAGUUCUACAUCGUUGACAAAGGAGUGUGUGAUUGCUUCGUUGCGAGUGCAGAAGGCGGGUCAAUGCUCAUAUGUACAGUGACAGAGGGCAAAGGCGUUGGAGAACUUGCCCUUCUCUACAAUGCCCCCCGGGCCGCGACCGUAGUGGCAAGAACCGAUUGCUACUUGUGGUCUUUGGACCGGGGCACGUUCCAGUGCCUUGUGCUGUCUGCCACCGCCCGGCGACGGAGACAGUACAAAGAGUUCCUUCGCGGCGUACCCAUCCUGUCCAACCUGACGGCGGAGGAGCUUGCGAAGGUGGCAGACGUGAUGGAAGCCAAGUGGUUCGAGGGAGGAGAGUACAUAAUUGAACAGGGGGAGGACGGUGAUACCAUGUUCUUCAUCGAGGAGGGUUCGGCCAUAGCCACCAAGAAUGCCGGGCCGGGCAGGCCCUCUAAGAAACUGAUGGAUUUCUCCAAGGGAGACUACUUUGGUGAGCUAGCACUGAUCCGCAACGAGCCGCGAGCAGCCAACGUCAUCGCAGUGAGUCGGUGCAAGGUCUGCAUCAUUGACAAGCAAGCCUUCGUUCGGCUCCUCGGCCCUUGCCUGGAGAUCAUGAGCCGCAGGAUCCACCUGUACGAGGCGUUCUUGGAC